Messenger RNA from Exophiala viscosa, 1449 nucleotides. RefSeq names its product amp dependent CoA ligase. The record is from RefSeq and is a predicted model, not a curated record. The transcript has a single exon. Gene Ontology annotation, biological process: secondary metabolic process. Gene Ontology annotation, molecular function: CoA-ligase activity. NCBI's taxonomy places the organism in Eukaryota, Fungi, Ascomycota, Eurotiomycetes, Chaetothyriales, Herpotrichiellaceae. The annotation marks the transcript as partial.
AGGGUCCUCACCAUCCUCCCGAAUUCGAGCGAUUUCAUCCUGCUGGCGCAUUCCGUCUGGUGGGCUGGUGCCGUCUUUGCGCCUCUGAAUCCCAGUUCGCCCGAGAAAGAUAUCGUUCACGCGCUCGGAAUUCUGCAACCAACCCACAUCGCCUGUGACAGCUCUCGUCUUGCGACCAUCCAAGCCGCGAUCGACUCCCAAUUGCAAAAGCAGAAGCCGCAGAUCUUUAUUUUGCAUGGUCGAAAAGACGGUUUCCCCACGUUUCCCAACGACAUUGCAGGUCAAAACAGUCACGAAAGUGUGCCACCUUAUAAUCUCAAUGGCAAGAAAGCGAGCGAGGCCACUUCAACUAUAUGUUUCUCCUCUGGGACGACCGGACGAAUGAAGGGCGUCCAACUCUCUCACCAUAACAUUGUGUCGAACGCACUGCAGAUGCGAGCGUCCCUACCCAGCAUUCUUAAUUCUAGCCAGAGAGAAGUGUUCUUCCUCCCUUAUUGUCACAUCUAUGGCCUGUCGUGUGUGGCGAUCCUCGGCAUGUGGCUAGGUACCUUUACUUGCGGCCUGACGUCUUUCGACCUCGAACUAUUCUGCCAGAAGUUGGCAGAGACGAAGGCCACGUACGCACAUUUGGUACCGCCGGUCGCUGCCCUUCUGGCGACUUCCGAAGUAUCGCUCCAGAACGAUCUGUCUUCACUAAGAACGUUGGUCGUUGCUGCAGCACCAAUGAAACGAGAUCUCCAGCUGAGGCUCAAGGCACGGCUUGGGGACAACAUCAAGAUCCUUCAGGGUUAUGGACUUUCUGAAUGCUCGCCCACCGUCAUGCAUCAGCAUGAGUCCGACGACGACUAUGUUGGAACUGCAGGGAAAAUCCUGUCGGAUACACAGGUACGACUAGUGGAUCCGAUCACGAAAAGAGAUGUAGGACUUGGAGAAGAAGGGGAAUUAUGGGUCCGCGGCCCGCAAGUGAUGCAGGGAUAUAUUGGCGAUGAUGAAGCUACGCGCAACACGUUCUCAGAAGACGGCCAAUGGUUGCUAACUGGCGAUAUCUUAAAGGUGGACAAGAAUGGCAACUUCUGGGUGACAGAUCGUCUAAAGGAACUCAUCAAGUACAAAGGCUUUCAAGUCGCCCCUUCAGAAUUGGAAGAUGUCCUCCUCAAGCACCCCAGUGUGAUCGACGCUGCAGUUUGCUCCAUCUAUGACGAUACUCAGGCAACCGAGCUGCCACUCGCAUACGUGAGCUUAAUACCGCAAUUAUUGAAGCUAGGGGAAUCUGAGAAAGGGCGUGUCCUGGCAGAGAUCCAAGAAUGGGUCAAUAAACAAGUUGCAGGGUAUAAAAAGCUCAGGGGUGGAGUUGUGCAUUUGCAGGAUCUACCAAAGACACCCACUGGCAAAAUUCUACGCAAGGACUUGCCAGCAAGCCGAAAAAAAACCCCAAGCAGUAAGCUGUAG